CAGCCAGAGUUCAAGGGCUCCCACCUCUGCCCCAGCUGCACCCCAGGUCCCCGCCCUUGGCAGCCACCAGGCUGCCCGCCCUCUCCUCCUCUGCACCCGCCCUUCUUUUCUCCCUCUCUCUGAUUGCAGCCUGAACACAUCUGCCUGGCCACUCCAAGGACCAUGUCGAGGUACAGCUGGGGCUACGAUGAGCACAAUGGUCCUAUUCAUUGGAAUCAAUUUUUUCCAAUUGCCGAUGGGGACCAGCAAUCUCCGAUUGAGAUUAAAACCAAAGAAGUGAAAUAUGAUUCGUCUCUUCGGCCUCUUAGUAUAAAAUAUGAUGCAAGCUCAGCUAAAAUCAUCAGUAACAGCGGCCAUUCCUUCAACGUUGACUUUGAUGACUCAGAAGACAAAUCAGUUCUGCGUGGGGGACCCCUCACCGGAAGCUACAGGUUACGGCAAUUUCAUCUUCACUGGGGAUCUGAUGAUGAUCAUGGCUCAGAACAUGUGGUUGAUGGAGUAAGAUACGCAGCAGAGCUCCAUGUUGUUCAUUGGAAUUCAGAAAAAUACCCCAGUUUUGUUGAGGCUGCCCAUGAGCAAGAUGGUUUAGCUGUCUUGGGAGUCUUUUUACAGAUCGGUGAGCAUAAUACCCAGUUGCAAAAGAUUACUGACAUUUUGGAUUCUAUUAAAGAAAAGGGUAAACAAACUCGAUUCACCAAUUUUGACCCAAUAUCACUUCUUCCUCCAUCCUGGGACUACUGGACAUACCCUGGCUCUCUUACUGUUCCACCUCUUCUGGAAAGUGUCACGUGGAUUGUUUUAAAACAACCUAUAAAUAUUAGCUCUCAACAGCUGGCCACAUUCCGCAGCCUGCUGCGUACCUCAGAAGGAGAAACAGCAGCUUUUUUGUUGAGCAAUCACCGUCCACCACAGCCUUUGAAGGGCCGAAAAGUCAGAGCAUCUUUCCUUUGAAAGUUGUCAGUAGAAGACAACCUCAAACCUGUCUGCAAAGAGAAAUAAAGCAAAACAAAACAAAAUGUUCUGCAAAAAAGUUCUUUCCUUGGAUUCUCACUUCCAGAACCUACUUUGCUCUCAGCUCUAGCACCACAAAGAAAAUCUGAUCUCUAAUAAAAACAGACUAAAUUCCUCAGCUCAUUCAUACUCGCAGGCCUGAGUAUAGAAGGAGUUAUCAUGUACAACAUGUGAUGUGACGAGCUUC
Molecule: messenger RNA, 1198 nt
Organism: Suncus etruscus (white-toothed pygmy shrew)
Lineage: Eukaryota; Metazoa; Chordata; Mammalia; Eulipotyphla; Soricidae
Product: carbonic anhydrase 13
Exons: 7
Coding region: 163-951 (262 amino acids)
Cellular component (GO): cytoplasm
Molecular function (GO): carbonate dehydratase activity; zinc ion binding
Source: RefSeq, a predicted model, not a curated record